This is a messenger RNA of Parus major (Great Tit), 3216 nucleotides long. RefSeq names its product delta 4-desaturase, sphingolipid 2 (gene DEGS2). Gene Ontology annotation, cellular component: membrane. The coding region runs from base 38 to 1006 and encodes 322 amino acids. Lineage: Eukaryota; Metazoa; Chordata; Aves; Passeriformes; Paridae. Gene Ontology annotation, biological process: sphinganine metabolic process; ceramide biosynthetic process. The record is from RefSeq and is a predicted model, not a curated record. The transcript is spliced from 3 exons. Gene Ontology annotation, molecular function: sphingolipid delta-4 desaturase activity.
AGGGCAGCGCGGAGCGGAGCGGGGCGCAGCAGGAGCCAUGGGGAAUCGUGUCACCCGCGACGACUUCGAGUGGGUCUACACGGAGCAGCCCCACACGCAGCGCAGGAAGGAGAUCCUGGCAAAGUAUCCAGAGAUCAAGACUCUGAUGGGACCAGAUCCACAUUUAAAGUGGAUUGUAUCUGCAAUGGUUUUCAUGCAGCUGCUGGCAUGCUACCUGGUGAAAGACUUAUCUUGGAAAUGGAUUUUCUUCUGGGCUUAUGCUUUUGGGGGUUGCAUCAACCAUUCCCUGACCCUCGCCAUCCAUGAUAUUUCACACAACGUGGCCUUUGGGAACAAGCAGGCCAAGUGGAACCGAUGGUUCGCAGUCUUUGCCAACCUGCCCGUUGGCAUCCCCUAUUCUGCCUCCUUCAAGAAAUACCACAUUGACCAUCACCGGUAUCUGGGAGGGGACAGCUUGGAUGUGGACAUUCCCACAGACUUUGAGGGCUGGUUUUUCUGCACUCCGCUUCGGAAACUGCUUUGGCUGUUCCUCCAGCCUCUGUUCUACAGUCUGAGACCACUGUAUGUGAACCCCAAAGCAAUUACACGGAUGGAAAUUCUUAACGCUCUCGUCCAGUUUUCUGUAGACCUCAUCAUUUACUACCUGUGGGGGCUCAAACCCGUUAUUUACUUAAUAGCAGGUACAAUUCUUUGCUUGGGUUUUCAUCCCAUUUCUGGACACUUCAUAGCAGAACACUACAUGUUCCUAAAAGGAUAUGAGACAUACUCUUAUUAUGGACCUCUGAACUGGCUCACCUUCAAUGUAGGCUACCACAUGGAGCAUCAUGACUUCCCCAGCAUUCCUGGAUGCAGAUUGCCCAUGGUGAAGAAGAUUGCAGCAGAAUAUUAUGAUAACCUCCCACAUCACCAGUCCUGGAUUCGAGUUCUGUGGGACUUUGUUUUUGAUGACACUCUUGGUCCUUAUUCAAGGGUUAAGAGACGGUGCAAGCUGGCAGAGGAAAGCUAACGGGGUAGCUCCGCCUGCUGAAGUGGUGUGUGUUUGUUGAUUCCCAUGACUCCAGAUUUCUGCAGAAACAGAAGGAUCUUUGUGUGUGCUGAAUUAAAGUUGGUGUAUGCUGCUUAUGCCAAGAGGAUGGGUGUGAAAAUGAAGCAAUUUUAGACAACUGAUACUUUUUAAUAAAGGAUAUUUGUAUAAAUAACCCUCAGAACCCAGAUUAGAGUGACCUAUGAUGAGGUGAACCUUUGAUCUAGGCUUAGAAUUAAACUUCCUGGGACAAUUUAGGCCUAAGCCCAAGUUUUGGCUUUGUCUACAGGGGAGAAUGUUUGCUGUGUGUUACGUGUGAGCGUGUGUGUGUGUGUAGUUCAGGACUGGUUUCUCUUGAUGCCAGAUUGGAAGUAGAUGCUCUGUGUGCACAGGAGUGUGGAAGCAGGGAAGACUGGCAUGCAGAAGUAAAUGAUACUCUCUGGUAGGUGAGGGUGCUUUUAGCUCAAUGUCUUGUCUAAUCCAGCAGAAAUUUUAUAUAUGCAAUGGAAUAUGUUUAUAUUUUUGUACAUCUCAAACAUUACUUUAGUAGCUGCUAUUUGAUCUUUUUUUCAGGACUUUGUCUAAAACUUUUCUGAAUGAAUUUCUAUUCUUAGGAUCUAAUACUAUUGCUAACUGACAGAUCUGAACUGUGGCAAGGAAAAAUCCUUUCUUUAGUCUUCCACCUACCUUCUGAUCAGCAGCAUGGAUGUGCCUCUAGAGGAACUGGGUGGAGGUUUCUCAUUCACAUUUUCAACAGUAUUCAUAACUUCAUGUAUCUCACCCUUUUCCGUACUGCAAGUUUUCUGGGGAAAGGAGAAGUUCUAGUUUUAAUUUUUUCCUUGCCAAGAUUAUUAGCAUUAGCUAAUAAUUAGCUAAUAAUGCCUAUUAGCAUUCCUGGUCACCUUUCUUGGUCUCCUCUGUAUUACACCCUUUUCUGCACAUGGCAGAUAGGAGUAUGUGUCAGUGAAGACGUGGAGAUGUCCUCAUCUUCAUGGUGGUAUUUGUUCCUAACUGCUUUCAGAAUAAUGGCAUUUUUUUUCCUCUGUCAUUCAAGGGGCACAACUUGACAUUUGGGAAGCACAUGAUACUCCAGCUAUAUAAAACUGACACUGGUGGUAAGGGGAUGUACCUGGAACAUGGAGAUCAGGUCAUUUCUCUCUAUGUAUCUCUUACUUGGUGCUACUGACAUUAACCUUCAUCUCUCAUUUCUACCCACUGGAAUACUAAAAUCUUCCUGCCUGUUCUCCAAAUAUAAACUUCUGGCUGUCCUCAAUAAUUCUGUAUUAAAAUUAUGUAUCAAAAACCUUAAUCAACAUAACAUUUCUCCAAGCAGAACAAUACCUUGGGAGUUAGGAAUUCAGAUGCCAUCUAGUAAAUUCCCUCUACCAUGGAAAGCUGGCAAAAUAUUACAUUUACAUACUACAAAAAUAUUACAAAGUGGUUCAAAGAGAGAAAUUAUAUAUAUAUAUAUAUAUAUAUAUAUAUAUAUAUAAUUGCCCUGUAAUCCUCUAACAGUUUGGGGUUUUUUCUUCUGGAAAUCCAUGACUGUAACAAAGAAAAAUAUUAUUGGUCCCUCAGAGAUGUGAUUAGACUUGGGAAGCCUGAUUUCCUCACUAAACAUGACUUGUUCCUUCCUUCAGCAGCUCUGGAUCCAGUGAGCCAGUCUGUCUGCUCACUAGGCAGCUGAGCUAACCUGCAGCAAUUUGGGUUCCUCCUUCAUUUCCCCAUUCUCCAUUUUUCUCACCCAUGUGAUUUUGGCAGCUGGGUAAAUAAAUUCCCAGGCUUGCUCAGCAGAUCAAGAUCAUACGUAAUACAGGGGCUGAACACCCUUGGUUGGUAUUGGUUUAUUUACCAAUACUGUUUUGUGUUUUUGGAUAAGAAGAGUAAGAAUGGGGCUUCUUUCAGUAUUUCAGCCUUUGCUGGUUCCUCAGUGAUGAACAUACUUAAGACAUUAUAUCUUAUUAGAGCUGCUUUUCUCCCAAAGGAAGAGGCGCUGGUGUGGGAACUUCUAUUACCUUUGUAUCAGUGCUCAUGUCAUGGAAUUUCAGUUUUUUAUUAAUUUACUUCAGAUUUGUUGGCAUUCUGAUCACGUAUUCAACUUCCCAUGUCUUUAGCAGCUGCUCCUCAACUCUCUUGUCCAAUUUAAUAAGUUAAUAUAAAAACCACAAUAAAGAUUAUGCUCUCUUCCUCAA